CAAGCGGUGGGUGUGCCCGGCACAUGAACUCUUUGACGCUGCUGCUGCUCUGCUGGGUCGCGGCCCCCUGCGCGGCGAGCUCGCGGCUGCAGUCCGCGGUGGCCAAGAUCAGGAGUGCGUUCGGAUCGCGAGCGGGCGGACCGAGGUUCAACGCAAGCGCGACCGGUGGCGCCCGCCCGCGAUUCAGCGCGACCGGCGCCGGCCGCUGCCCGAAUAGUAAGAACAGCACCCUGCCCGGGUCGAAAUCGAACGAAUGGAGGAUCGGCGGUGGCCGGCUGACGGGCAGCGCAGCCGCACGCACCUACUUCUUUGCGUUCGCCGCCGGCUCCGAGGACGUGCUGCUCGAGCACUUUGUCUCCCACUACUCGGCGCUGGGCAUCAACUUUGCCACCAACUCGCGCCUCGUCCUCCACCUCACGGGCGCGGCCGAGGUAGCCGCGCGCGAGCAGGCGUCGGUGGCGUACUUGCGCGGCAAGUCCAUCCCGUUCCGCAGCUCGCCGCGGUACACGAGCCAGAUCAAGGCGCUGCUCGCCAACGGGUACCUGCGCACGCUGCCCGACGAGGCGCUCCUCAUGUACCCGGACCUGGACGAGUUCUUCGCCCUCCCGUGCCGCGUCGGCGACCUCCUCGCCCGCUCGGAGCGCAAGUUCCUCCUCACCGCAAAGUUCCGCGAGCGGCUGCCGCGCCACUGGGCCUGCGACCCGUUCCCGCGGCUCCAGCCGGCCAGCGUGCGACCGAUCCACGCGCAGUACCCUGUCGCGUGCCCCAUCAUCGCCAGCGGCGCCAGGCGCGGCGUCUUCGGCACCGCGCUCAGCCUGGGCUACCAGAAGAACCUGCUCUUCUCGGUGAGAGACCAGCGAGGGAGGCGCGUGCAGUACCAGAGCUCGCACAGCUGCACGUGCAUCGACGACGCCGCGCCGGACGAGAAGCACGAGUGCGAGCUCCAGGAGUACAGGGUGCCGGACAUCGCCCACUUCCGCUUCACGCACGAGGCGCCGCGCACGAAGGACUAGAUGGUCGCAACUCCUAGCGCACCUCUCACGCAAGUGAUCUGCUACUGCUGCUGCUGCUGCUGCUGCUGCUGCUGCUGCUGCUGCUGCUGCUGCUACUGCUGCUGCUACUGCUGCUGCUGCUGCUGCUGCUGCUACUGCUACUGCUGCUGCUGCCACUAGGCGAUCGAGCUGCUCUGGAAGAAGCUCAGCGGGUACAGUGUGACCUACAUCCGCGACCACAAGCGGCACCGUCUCGACGCGAUCGAGCACGCUGGCCUCGCUGCUGCCCACCAGCGAGCUGUGAGUGGCUCCGGGGGGCAGCAGCCCUCCGGGGACGAGCAGCUGGAGAAGGCGGGCAACCACCACCACCACCACCACCACCACCGAGCCAAGGAGAAGGACGACGCGCGCGCCGCGCGGCCAGAGGGUGCCGCUGGCUCCUCGCUGCUCAACCGCUUCGCAAGCGGCGGCAAGGGCAAGAUGAAGAUCGCGAUGCGGGACUACUACACCGAGGCGUCCAUCUUCGCGUGGGCGGACAGCGGCGAGCCGAUCACCGGCAACCCGCAGCCCAAGCGCUCGAACGCGAGCUUCGACAAGAAUCGCGAGCUAGAUCCGAGCAUCUACAAGCUCGCGCUCGACAUCGCACAAGGGAAGACGCGGAGCUGGAACGCUACCAGCGCAGUGCGGCCCGCCGACCUAGAAGCGGAGAGAUAUGGGGGAGAUAUGGGGGAGAUAUGGGGGAGAUGCGUGCUGCGGCCCGCCGACCUAGAAGCGGACUACGCAUUCCUGUCUCCCGAACCACAGUCACGGCACACGUUAUGCCGUGCUCCCGCCCCGAGUUGUUGGUGCAUUCAACACGUAGAACCGUUGUAGGCUCACCGCGUCCGCAGCCCGCCGGAUCGAAGCCCUCUGCCCGCUCCGGCGGGCGCCUGACACGCAUGAUGGCGGAUGCCAGCGAGCAGGAAGCGCGCGCGUGUGAACUUCUCUCUUCUUCCUUGACUGCGACCGCAGACGCCAGACGCGCGCACCGUUUCUUGAGCUCGGGCGCAUUGCCAUUCUCUCACUGUGUGCCGCGUUGUCAUGCCGUUUGUGCGGCUAUCUGGGAGCGAACGAGCUUGAGCCACACCGGUC
Emiliania huxleyi CCMP1516 is the source of this 2123-nucleotide messenger RNA. RefSeq lists its product as hypothetical. The transcript is spliced from 8 exons. NCBI's taxonomy places the organism in Eukaryota, Haptophyta, Isochrysidales, Noelaerhabdaceae. The record is from RefSeq and is a predicted model, not a curated record. Bases 24 to 1013 code for a protein of 329 amino acids.